Trichosurus vulpecula (common brushtail) is the source of this 1146-nucleotide messenger RNA. It is a transcript of the gene SFR1, whose product is annotated as SWI5 dependent homologous recombination repair protein 1. Gene Ontology annotation, cellular component: Swi5-Sfr1 complex. NCBI's taxonomy places the organism in Eukaryota, Metazoa, Chordata, Mammalia, Diprotodontia, Phalangeridae. The record is from RefSeq and is a predicted model, not a curated record. The transcript has 4 exons. Bases 112 to 786 code for a protein of 224 amino acids. Gene Ontology annotation, biological process: double-strand break repair via homologous recombination; positive regulation of DNA-templated transcription.
CCCGCCUCCUCCGUGUGGAGCGUAGGCAGGAGGCGGUGGGUGUGGCGCCUGCUCCCAGGCUUCCCGCGCUCCUCGGAAGCGCCGCCUCAGAGCAGACGCCCCAUUUUCGGGAUGGACCCUCCCCCAGAUAGAGCCACGUCCGUCCCUGCCCCUUCCGAGGCCCGGGACACUGCCCGGCUUUCUCAGAACAAGGGUUCGGGGAAACAGCUGAUGAGUGCAACACUUAGAGAACGGUUAAAGAAAACAAGAAGUUCAUUUAAUUCCUGUCAUGCUGUGGCAAAACGUCUUAAAGUAGAUACUGAAAAUAACUCCACCACUUCAGAGGAAGCAACAUCUUCCCCUGGUGGAAGCUAUUCUGCAUUUCCAGAAAACUGUAAAAACAUAGAAAAAGCAUCUGAAGAAAGUCUGUCUUUGAAAGACUGCAAGCCCCUUGUCAUAAGUACUCUGUCAGAUAAUCUCCCCCAGAUGGUUUCAGAAGGAUAUAACAUUGGCAAGCAAGAAUUGCUUGAAGAAAAGAUGAAAUUAUUGAAGGAAGUUCAAGAGAAGGAAGAGCUUCUUCGAAGGCUAAAAUUAACCAAAAUGUAUAGGUCAAAGAAUAACCUUUCACAGUUACAAUCAUUGAUAAAGAAGUGGAGAAAUAGUAGCCAGCUGUUGCUUUUUGAGCUGCAAUCAACCCUGUCUGUGGAGAACAAGAAACUAAGCCUUACUCAGUUGAUAGACAGCUAUGGAUUAGAAGACCAGUUACUACGUUACAACAGAAUUGAAGAAGAAUUUGCAGAUUUUUAGUUCAGAUUAUUUUCAGAAAUCUGCCUUUGAGAAGUAAGGGCAGCUCAACUCAAAGAUAUUUCUGAAUGCCAAUAAAAAGGUACUCCUAAAGAAAGCAUAAAAAUUAUUAUAGUUUAAAUUGAUUGGAACAAGACAUUACUGUGAUGAAAUAAAAUUAGACCAUACAAGUUCUGUAAGGAGAAUUCAAUGAAAAUGAAAGUAUGCUUCUAAAACAGUCUGGAUUAUUUCUGUCAAUUGAUAUUAACAAAUUUUAAAGUUUAUUAUUUUAAUAUUACAAAAAUGUCUAAAGCCAGACUUAGCUUCAAAUCUCUGUUUCUGUUAAUAGUGCUGUUUUAUUCAUUAAACACAUUUGGACUUUCA